AUGAAAUUCACGAUUUCUCCUAUACUUUUUGGAGAUAUUACAUUGCAACUUGAAAUUUGUUCUGAUGAUACCAUUCAUCAAUUAAAACAAAAAAUCGAAUCGAAAUUCAACAUAAACACCGAUGACCAAGAACUAUUUCUUGGAGACAAGAAGCUUGAAGAUAUUCGUACAGUAAAUUAUUACAAAAUUUUUACGGACGAAAAAGUUAGGAUAGUACGAAAGGCUGAAGGUUUUAUGCAAGUGUACAUUGUUAGCGCUUUAACAGCACAAGCUGGAAAAUCUACGACUAUCAUUCUCAAAAAAUCCGAUACAGUACUCGAACUGAAAAAAAAAUAUUUUGAAAAGAGUUUGAUUCCAGUAGAAGAGCAGACGUUGAUAAUUAAUAAUCAUCAAUUAGAAAACGAUAAACUCUUGUCGGAAUAUGAAAUCAAAGAUGGGAUGAAAAUUUAUUUAGUUAGAAGAUUGCGUGGAGGCUUCUACUUGGUUUAA
This is a messenger RNA of Funneliformis mosseae, 489 nucleotides long. The record is from the annotation of a GenBank genome assembly. NCBI's taxonomy places the organism in Eukaryota, Fungi, Glomeromycota, Glomeromycetes, Glomerales, Glomeraceae.